Messenger RNA from Echinostoma caproni, 477 nucleotides. NCBI's taxonomy places the organism in Eukaryota, Metazoa, Platyhelminthes, Trematoda, Plagiorchiida, Echinostomatidae. The record is from the annotation of a GenBank genome assembly.
AUGUAUGUGUUCACUGAUACAAGAAAAUUCUGCACCUUAUCAACUCCUACAGUGCAUUCCAUUCAGCAAAAUCAAACCCAUAUAAACUCCCAUCCUUGUCGGCCGGUCAUGAUGAACGGGCAAUUGGUUCCACCCCACCUGGCCCAGGGACAGCUUUCCAUGCAACAUGUGGUACCUUCCAUGCCCGCACGACACGGACCUAUGCAACACCCAAUGCAGGACAUGGAGGAAAUCAAUACUAAAGUCCUUGCUCAACGGAUAAGUGCGGAACUGAAAAGAUACAGUAUACCGCAAGCUGUAUUCGCUCAGCGCGUACUUUGUCGCAGCCAAGGUACCUUGUCAGAUCUCCUUCGCAACCCGAAACCGUGGAGCAAAUUAAAAUCCGGUCGAGAAACAUUUCGUCGGAUGUGGAAAUGGCUUCAAGAACCAGAAUUCCAACGGAUGUCCGCCUUGCGUCUGGCUGGUAGGUACCAAUGA